GUGGCCGCGGCCAGCGCUGGCGAUGUGGCGUCGGCGAGCGGCGGCUCCACGGUGAGCUUCUCGCUCUACGCGGUGGCCUUCGACGUGCUCAACCGGACCCUCGCGACCGGCGAGGGGGACUUCGCCCUGGACGUGCUGGGCGGCAUGUCGCUGGUGCCCGUGGCGGGGCUGCGCGAGUUCACGGCGCUGGACGAGAGGCUGCAGCUCCAGGUGGCGGUGGACCUGUGCGGCGGGGACAGCGCGGUCGCCGUGGAGGUGGCCUGGUCCUGGCGCCCGGAGGGGUCUUCGGUGUGGAGCGCCCUUUCUCCGACGGCGGGCCUGCCGACCACGAAGCUGCGGCUGCUGGCCACGACUCUGGGCAGCCCUGGCGCCUACGAGGUGCGCGCCGAUGCGGUGAUGGAGGGCGCCGUCGUGGACGGGGCAUCGGCGUAUUUCGAGGUAGUGCUGUCGUCGAUCCCGCCGCCGGAGGUGGCGCGUCGCGCCUUGCCUGGCCUUUCUGACCUCGGGCGAGGUUUUUUUGUUGUGUAUAUAUAUAUAUAUAUAUAUAUAUUACAUACGUCCAUACACAGACAUGCUUGCGUUUUGGG
Prorocentrum cordatum is the source of this 587-nucleotide messenger RNA. NCBI's taxonomy places the organism in Eukaryota, Dinophyceae, Prorocentrales, Prorocentraceae. The record is from the annotation of a GenBank genome assembly.